Molecule: messenger RNA, 933 nt
Organism: Saitoella complicata NRRL Y-17804
Lineage: Eukaryota; Fungi; Ascomycota; Saitoellomycetes; Saitoellales; Saitoellaceae
Product: DUF1769-domain-containing protein
Exons: 3
Coding region: 58-933 (291 amino acids)
Source: RefSeq, a predicted model, not a curated record
CCAAGAACUGCCAAACGCAUAGACAAACCGAUUCAGAACAGCUUUAGAAUCAAAGACAUGGACAGUUCAAAGUUGAAGUUGAAGGUGUCUGCUGGUCCCUCCAAGGAUCGCUCGAAGCUUACCCUCGUCUCCGUCAACAACGACGACCAUCCUACGAAGAUCUCAGGCCCUCAUUUCGAAGGCGAACUGGUGAUCAGGAUCAGAGACUUUACAGGAGUAGCUCCCAAAGGGAAGCAGCCAAAAGGAACAACCGACUACUUCACGGGCACGCAGGACACAUUCUCUCUGCAGUUCAAAGGCAGGUUCAAGGGUGACUGGACCGCUGAUGAUAUAGUGUUCGGGAAUGACUUUGAUCAUCCUGUCAAGGAUAGUCUGCCCACUGGUACGACCUUAGGACUAAAAGCUUUGAGGUGGAUUGAUCCCACUUUGGAAGCAGAUUUGUAUGGGGACAAACCUUGGGCGCUUUCUCCCCUAUUAUCGUCGAUGAACAUUAUCAAUACCUCUUCCCACGAGGAGACCGGUGUUGGGUUGCAUCGUAUCACCGAAGAUGCAUCGGCCCUGACCGGAGGACAGCAAGACGCUGCAGCUCGUCGAAAGUGGUUCGCAAACCAGGCGAACAGAAAGAAGACACAAGUUCCCGAAGACCUGACCAUCCAAGGGGACUUUAGCAACCCUUUCGUUGAUUUCAAUACGAUCAGCGCACACUUGCCUUAUGUCAACCUGAACAUCAGUAUCUUGCAGUACUGGGAUGGUCAGCCGAUGCGGUAUGUGUGUCGAACACGAGAUGAUCAGACGAUCUUCUUCGUUGUUCUCUUGGAGCUUGUCGACGAUGAUGGACAGAACGUAGGACCGGACGAGGUGAAGGAGGAGGGAGCACUGGCCAAGGCUACCGAGACGGUCAAGGAAGUGGCGGACGACAUCGGAAUUGAUUAG